Molecule: messenger RNA, 780 nt
Organism: Brassica oleracea var. oleracea
Lineage: Eukaryota; Viridiplantae; Streptophyta; Magnoliopsida; Brassicales; Brassicaceae
Exons: 1
Coding region: 1-780 (259 amino acids)
Source: RefSeq, a predicted model, not a curated record
AUGUCUGGUAUGACAGAAUGCAAGCAAGUAUCCACUCCAGUUGAUGUUAACUCAAAGCUCUCGGGAGAAACAGGAGAAUCGUUGAAGAAUUCUACAGAGUAUCGUAGUCUUGCAGGUGCUCUGCAGUACCUGACCUUCACACGUCAAGACAUCACAUAUGCAGUGCAGCAGGUUUGCUUAUUCAUGCACGAUCCCCGUGAGCAGCAUAUGAGUGCCCUUCGGCGCAUUAUAAGAUACAUCAAGGGAACCUGCUCUCAUGGUCUCCAAAUCUUCAAGUCCAGCCUCAACACGCUAACAGCCUACUCCGACGCAGAUUGGGCGGGUUGCCCUGACACUAGACGCUCAACCUCAGGCUAUGCGAUCUACCAUGGUGAUAAUAUGAUAUCAUGGUCCUCGAAGAGACAACAAACAGUUUCAAGAUCGAGCAUAGAAGUUGAGUACAAAGGAAUAGCUAAUGCAGUAGCUGAAACUUGCUUCUUACGCAACCUCUUACUUGAGCUCCACUUUCCUUUACGCACGGCAACAUUGGUGUUUUGUGACAACGUCAGCUCCGUAUACCUAUCAACAAACCCGGUGAAGCAUCAACGCACCAAACAUAUCGAAAUUGAUCUACAUUUCGUGAGAGAAAAAGUUACGCUCGGACAAGUAAAGGUCUUUCACGUACCAACAACACUUCUGUACACCGACAUCUUCACUAAAGGGCUACCAACUUUGUUAUUUACUGCUUUCAGAUCCAACUUGACCGUUCGCUGCGCCAACGAUCUCACUGCGGGAGGGUGA